UGGACUAACCCAGGUGAAUUAAAAAGAAUUAAACCUUGGCAAGUAAUAAAUCAUACCUUCUCUACAUUGAGAGCGAGUCCCAAGGCUUAGCUGAUUAACAAGAACCAAGUUAUUUUUGUUAAUCCCCUCUUGAUUUGCCUAUUUUCAUGCUUUUCUUUUCCUUUAUUUGAAUCAAUAAAACUCCAUAAUCACCACCAAAAUUCAAUACCCAAUAUUCUUGAAAAUAUUUUAGAAAAACGUACGUCUGUGCAAGAGAGUGAAUGUGUGGAAGAGAGAAACAAUGGAAGAUGAGAGCCAUGGAAGUUGUCCAAAUGUCCCCAGUAGAGGAAGCCCAGAAAGUCCGUGUUUAAAGAGCACGAGUACCAACAACAACAAUAACAACAACAAAGAGCAAGAUCGAUUCCUUCCUAUAGCAAACGUGGGAAGAAUAAUGAAGAAAGUGAUUCCAGGAAAUGGGAAGAUCUCAAAAGAUGCAAAAGAAACAGUUCAAGAAUGUGUUUCUGAAUUCAUCAGCUUUGUCACAGGAGAAGCUUCUGAUAAAUGUCAAAGAGAGAAGAGAAAGACCAUUAAUGGAGAUGAUAUCAUCUGGGCUAUUACAACUCUGGGCUUUGAAGAUUAUGUUGCUCCACUUAAGUUAUAUCUCAGCAGAUACAGAGACAUUGAAGGAGAGAAGCUUAAUAUUCCUAAGCAACAAAGAACAACAGAUCAAAGGUUGCAACAAACUCCACAAGAACAAGAUCAAAGUUUACCAUCUUUCAACUCUGUAUAUUCCUCAACUACAUCUCUUAUCUCUCAACCAUCAUUUGUGCCUGCUGAUCAAUCAUUUUCCUUAAACUUCUCCCCUAAUUCCAUUCAAAAACAACUACAACAGCAUGAUCAAAUUGAUUCAGUUGGCCAUUGGUAAGACUUCAGAUCAUUCUGAAUUCAACAAAAGAGAGUCAAGGAUUUUAUAUAUAAUUUCUUUUUCUUUUUUUUUUU
Manihot esculenta (cassava) is the source of this 978-nucleotide messenger RNA. RefSeq names its product nuclear transcription factor Y subunit B-7. Gene Ontology annotation, biological process: regulation of transcription by RNA polymerase II. Gene Ontology annotation, molecular function: RNA polymerase II cis-regulatory region sequence-specific DNA binding; protein heterodimerization activity; DNA-binding transcription activator activity, RNA polymerase II-specific. NCBI's taxonomy places the organism in Eukaryota, Viridiplantae, Streptophyta, Magnoliopsida, Malpighiales, Euphorbiaceae. The record is from RefSeq and is a predicted model, not a curated record. The transcript has a single exon. The coding region runs from base 281 to 904 and encodes 207 amino acids. Gene Ontology annotation, cellular component: nucleus; CCAAT-binding factor complex.